UUUUUUUCCCAGCGGUGCGCAUGCGCAGAUGGAAGCGGAAGCCCAACCACGUGUGCCAGGCGGAGGGGGACUGAGCGCUGCAGCCCGCGGAAUCAUUCGCCUGAUUCAUUGGCAAAGCAGCGGGUAUGCUGCCCACCGAGCGCUCGUUCCCACAGCGAUAAGUGCCUGAAAACAUCCUCCAAAAGAGAAAUAAAAGAGAAAUCAGCGCUGCUUUUAGAUGAGUACUUCUGGCUGCGACUUCCCAGUCUGUUAUUCCUGAGAAUGGAUUUUCGAUUUAAUUUUUUUCCUGAUGAAGAUGGAAGCAAAGAGCCCAACGCUCACAAUGAGACAGAGCCCUGUUCUCCAACACAUGAGCACCAAGAGAUGAGGCUGCCCGAGAAAAAAGCCUGCAUCAAAGCUGCCAAGGAGCACUAUAUCCCUGCAGAUGUCAGUAAGGUACUGGAAAAUAAAGUCCUGGAAACAGUAUCAGGACUGUACUAUGUAAAUACGUCUGUUGUGGAAUUGACAUGCCAAGAUGGCAGGCACGAAGAAGAUAUUGUGUCAAAAAGUGUUUCUUCUCACUCUGAUCUCAUCCCAGGAGUCUAUGAGGGAGGACUGAAAAUCUGGGAGUGCACCUACGAUCUGAUGGAUUUCCUUUCUGAAAUUAAAAUCCAGUUUGCCAACAAGACAGUGCUGGACCUUGGGUGCGGGGCUGGACUGCUGGGAAUAGUUGCCUUAAGGGGAAAUGCUGAGAAAGUCCACUUUCAGGACUACAACAGCACGGUGAUUGAGGAAAUAACCAUGCCUAACGUGGUGGCUAACUGUAUAAAUGAUGGCAAUAAGGCAGACAGUGAAGAUAACAGAAAGAAUAUUAAACCUCCUUCAAAGAGGCGCAAGAAAUCAGAGUGCCUACCUGACAAGCUCACCAAGUGCAGGUUUUUCUCUGGAGGGUGGUCUGAAAUCAGCCAGCUCCUGUUAAGCAGCAGCAAGCCCUGUUCAAAAUAUGAUCUAAUUCUCACAUCUGAGACCAUCUAUAACCCCGACUAUUACAGUGCUUUGCAUGAUACGCUGGCUCAGCUAUUGGCUAAAAAUGGCCGUGUGUAUUUGGCAAGCAAAGUGCAUUAUUUUGGGGUCGGUGGGGGUACCUACCUCUUUGAAAAAUUCCUUGAGGAGAGGAAGGUGUUUAGGAGCAGCAUAGUGAAAGAAGUUGAGGAAGGGCUAAAGCGCUUUAUUUUGGAAAUAGCCUUUAAAGAUUCCACUUAACAUAAUUCCAGCAGUGCUCCAAAAUUAUCUUGAUACAGACAAAC
Phasianus colchicus (ring-necked pheasant) is the source of this 1286-nucleotide messenger RNA. It is a transcript of the gene METTL18, whose product is annotated as methyltransferase 18, RPL3 N3(tau)-histidine. Lineage: Eukaryota; Metazoa; Chordata; Aves; Galliformes; Phasianidae. Gene Ontology annotation, molecular function: protein-L-histidine N-tele-methyltransferase activity. Gene Ontology annotation, cellular component: nucleus. Gene Ontology annotation, biological process: peptidyl-histidine methylation, to form tele-methylhistidine. The record is from RefSeq and is a predicted model, not a curated record.